Anopheles merus is the source of this 2400-nucleotide messenger RNA. It is a transcript of the gene jagn, whose product is annotated as protein jagunal. The coding region runs from base 326 to 925 and encodes 199 amino acids. Gene Ontology annotation, biological process: endoplasmic reticulum organization; vesicle-mediated transport. NCBI's taxonomy places the organism in Eukaryota, Metazoa, Arthropoda, Insecta, Diptera, Culicidae. The transcript is spliced from 4 exons. The record is from RefSeq and is a predicted model, not a curated record. Gene Ontology annotation, cellular component: endoplasmic reticulum membrane.
AAAAGACGAUCUGGCGAACUGUUGUCAGUUUUGAGAAUUUCGCACACACACACGCACACACUUUUUUUUAAUUCGGUAUCCAAAAAGCAGCGAAAGUACGGCGCUUUUGGUGGCUUCAGCGGUGUGCAAGGAACAGGACACCAAAAGUCAGCCGCCCCCGGGAACCUGUUGGAGGACCAUACGGUACCAGGAGCCAGCGAGCGACCGAAAUCACUCCGACGAUUGCAGUGCACCGGGUGGCCCGUAGUGUGCACGGCAAAAAUACUAACGACUCCGAGUUAGUGAGAAGCAUCUCGCCGCCCUUCCCUUCCCGCCAGCAAACGCGAUGGCUUCCCGUGGCGGACCGAUGGUGCUCGGGACAGAUGGAACCGACUUCGAGCACAGACAGCGCGUGGCCGCACACUACCAAAUCAGCGCCCUCAACAAAUCCCGAUUAAAGUACUGCAUCUUCUUCCACUAUCUGCUGUUCUUCGUGAUGCUCGUCAAACUGUCCGCCGACAUACUGGACCGGCUCGACAUCUUCAUACUGGAAAUCGAGGAGCUGCAGAUACCGCCCCCGCUCUGGUGGGAAUACUUCUGGUGCCUGUCCGUGUUUCUUUCCUUCAUCGGGCUGGCGGCGGUGCGCGGCAAUCGCGUGAACGAUAUGAAAAAGUACAUGGUUGGUAUUAGCACGAUCGGGUUCGUGCCGCUGCUCUACUGCAUCUUCUACUACCUGAACGAUGUGCUCGAGUAUCUCAACCUGGAGGAAGGUACCGAACUAGACGAUACCGACAUAUUCGUCUGGCAGGUAAUUGGCUAUCCGUACGGACUGCUGUGGUACGGGUUCGUGCUAAUGGCCUUCCAGGUGCACUUUUUCUCGCUGUUCUUUGCCUGGAAUCUGAUCAAAGCCUGGAGACAGCGUGGCGCACUCAAGAAGGGCCAGUAAGAAGGGAAUGCACAGAGCGCGCUAUCCUUCCAUCCUCCGAAGCCGCGUGUAUGGCGGCGCACCGCUCGACAACGCUCAAACUGCACCCACUAACACACACACACACACUCUUAUAAGCACCAGAACCACCCGAAAACCCCCCUGGAACAGCACUGUACGGGCGCUUUGCUCAAUCAAUUGCCCACCAUGCGAGCGGCCUGGAAAGAUGCAGACACUUCACCCUUCCCAAGCAAAACCCCAUUCGACAAAGACAAUAUACCUAGUGUUCGUGUGGGUGAAGUGUGUCACACGACUAGUCUGUUGAUGUAAACGAUAAUGGUAGAACUGUGUUACUAUUCCGUAACGACGAAAGCAUCCGGUAGCUUACUCUAAUGAGCCGAAAAGCGACUGCUUCGCAUGGCAUGGUGUUACGUUUAGCGGACAGCAGCUAGCAAUGAAUGAUAGAAACGAUCCCCCCAGUUGAACCAAUCCUGCCUGUGGACGGGCAUACUGUUUCCGGAUUUUGGUUAGCAAAAAACGUAUCCCGUUCGCUUGUUAUGUUUUCUUAUCUAGUUGACUAAGUAGAAACACGUACAGAAACAACCUGUGUUUCGUUUUCGCUUCCAAAUUAGUAGCUGUUUUUUAAUCGAUUUAGUUUCAUCAUCAUUGCCCGCAUUAUGCUUGGAUGCAUCGCGUUGUAGGAAGCUUUUGUUUAGCUCUAGACAACGAAUCUAAGCUCCGUUGAGGUAAUGUUUAAUGCUCGUACUGCCCCCAUGGACAAAGCAACGUAAAGUAACCAACAACUUGAAGCAAGGAGGAAACGUUUAACAUACACUGUGCUCAACUAUUUAAUGUGUAGAUGAUGAAUAAGACUAGCAUCGUUUUGCAUCGUUAUCAUCGUCCAUAGUAAUGACAAAAAAAGCUAUUCCCCUUGUAAAGGAAGCGAAGGAACACACGGGAGAGAUACCAACAUCGCCGAAGACGAACGAAUGGAAAAGCGAAAACAGAACCGGAGAAAGAUGGACGACGCUCUCUUUGUGGAUACCUGGAAUAACCUCGACAGCACAGCAAGGUUUUGCCAACUGCCCCCGUUGCUUGCGUUGAAGCUAGAUCUAGAAAUUAGAUCUCCUUCACCAAUUUCUAUCGAUCUUUUGUUUGGUUGUGUGUGUGUUUUUUUAAAGUGUAAUGUUUGAUUUUGUUAAUAUACAUUGUUUUUGUUUUCCUUAGUGAUCUCUCUCUGUUUUCCCAAGUUUAACCGAUCCUAGUGCAAUGAACGAUCACACCUCUGCCCGCCCAACCCCAACCCGCGACGGGAAUUGAUUUUAAUUUAAAUGAAAUCCGGUCUUACUUAAAUGGGGUUUUGCUUUGUGCUGUACUGCUGACAUGAUGUUAAGUAAACGGCGAAUGGAAAAAUGACGACGACGACAACAAUGACGACUAUUUAAACGAGCAAGACAAGCUGUAAAACACGAAUAGUAAGGGGGGGGGGGGGGAAA